AGGGCGAGGGAGCGCGGCGCGGCGCGGCCGCCGCGUGCGCGAGCCGGGUUGCAGCCCAGCAGGGACUUUCCAGCCGGCGGCGGCGGCCGCCGGCCCUUCCCCGCCCCCCGACAUGGGGCUGCCCGGGGAGCAGGACGCUGCGGACCGCGGCGGAGGACGCGCCCGGCGCCCCUGAGCCGGCCGAGCGGCGCGGACGCGGGUAAGGGACUCCACUACAUUAUCUGAAGAAGGAUAAGGUUGACGCUGCUUUGCUUUUUCUUUAUUGAAAUCUGUUCCCGCCUGAUCAAGCUUAGAUACAUCUUCUUACAGCAUAUGACACACAGGAUGGAGCCGAGUAAAAAGCUGGACGCAGCCGGCACCCUGCCAGCCAACCCCCCACUGAAGCUGCACCCCGACCGCAGCGCCGGGCCUGCCGUCCUGGUCCCCGAGCAGGGGGGCUACAAGGAGCGCUUCGUGAAGGCCGUGGAGGACAAGUACAAGUGCGAGAAGUGCCGCCUGGUGCUCUGCAACCCCAAGCAGACCGAGUGCGGACACCGCUUCUGCGAGACCUGCAUGGGCGCCCUGCUCAGCUCCUCCAGCCCAAAAUGCACGGCGUGUCGAGAAGGCAUCAGCAAAGACAAGGUGUUUAAGGAUAAUUGCUGCAAGAGAGAGAUUCUGGCCCUUCAGAUAUACUGUAGGAACGAAGGCAGAGGCUGUGUAGAGCAGUUAGCACUGGGGCACCUGCUGGUGCAUUUGAAGAAUGAUUGCCAGUUUGAGGAACUUUUGUGUGUCCGUGCCGACUGCAAAGAGAAAGUACUGAGGAAGGACCUGCGUGACCACGUGGACAAGGCCUGUAAAUACCGUGAGGCCACGUGCAGCCACUGCAAAAGCCAGGUCCCGAUGAUCACGUUGCAGAAACACGAAGACACCGAGUGUCCCUGCGUGGUGGUGUCCUGCCCUCAUAAGUGCAGUGUCCAGACCCUUCUGAGGAGCGAGUUGAGUGCACACUUGUCAGAGUGUGUCAAUGCCCCCAGCACCUGUAGUUUUAAGCGCUAUGGCUGCGUUUUUCAGGGGACAAACCAGCAGAUUAAGGCCCACGAGGCCAGCUCCGCGGUGCAGCAUGUCAACUUACUCAAAGAAUGGAGCAACUCUCUAGAGAAAAAGGUUUCCUUGCUGCAGAAUGAAAGUGUAGAAAAAAACAAGAGCAUACAGAGUUUGCACAACCAGAUAUGUAGCUUUGAAAUUGAAAUUGAGAGACAAAAGGAAAUGCUUCGAAAUAAUGAAUCCAAAAUACUUCAUUUACAGCGAGUAAUAGACAGCCAAGCAGAGAAACUGAAGGAGCUCGACAAAGAGAUCCGCCCCUUCCGGCAGAGCUGGGAGGAAGCCGGCAGCAUGAAGAGCAGCGUGGAGUCCCUCCAGAACCGGGUGACCGAGCUGGAGAGCGUGGACAAGAGCGCGGGGCAGGCCGCUCGGAACACAGGCCUGCUGGAGUCCCAGCUGAGCCGGCACGACCAGAUGCUGAGCGUCCACGACAUCCGCCUGGCCGACAUGGACCUGCGGUUCCAGGUCCUGGAGACCGCCAGCUACAACGGCGUGCUGAUCUGGAAGAUCCGGGAUUACAAGCGGCGGAAGCAGGAGGCCGUCAUGGGGAAGACCCUGUCCCUCUACAGCCAGCCCUUCUACACCGGCUAUUUCGGCUACAAGAUGUGCGCCAGGGUCUACCUGAACGGGGAUGGCAUGGGCAAGGGGACGCACCUGUCGCUCUUUUUUGUCAUCAUGCGCGGAGAAUACGACGCUCUGCUUCCCUGGCCCUUCAAGCAGAAGGUGACGCUCAUGCUGAUGGACCAGGGGUCCUCCCGGCGACACUUGGGGGACGCUUUCAAGCCGGACCCCAACAGCAGCAGCUUCAAGAAGCCCACCGGUGAGAUGAACAUCGCUUCCGGCUGCCCAGUCUUCGUGGCCCAGACUGUGCUGGAAAACGGGACGUACAUUAAAGAUGACACCAUUUUUAUCAAAGUCAUAGUGGACACUUCGGACCUGCCAGACCCCUGACGAGUCUCUGGGGAGGCGGGUCGAGCAGAAGGCAGCCCCUCGGGGGUUUGAAGCGGCCUCGCCCCCACCGAGGCCCUCACGCCCGGAAGGGCUGCGGAGCGGAGGAAGCGGCGGAGGGCGGCCGCGGGCCGGCGGGAGGGCCACGCGCCAGGACACACGCCCCGCGUUUUCUAGUAGACUAGCGCCGCUUCACUCAGAAGAAUUAUUUAUCCUUCGACGAGAGAAAUACUGCUGUCAGAGAAGGUUUUCGUUUUCAUUUUUAAAGAUCUAGUUAAUUAAGGUGGAAAACAUAUGUGCUAAAGAAAAGAACCAUGAUUUUUCUUCCUUAAACACCGAAAAGAGAACACAGACACACACACACACACACACACACGCACGCACACACACACACACGCACGCACACCCAUGCACACACCUGGGGAUAGCUGGACAUGUCAGCAUGUUAAGUAAAAGGAGAAUUCAUGAAAUCAUAAUGCAGUUCUGCUAUAUUCAUUCUAAGAUUCAAGAGUGCAGUCCUGUUUCAAACGUAGCCCGUUGUCUGUUUUAAGGCCUCAUCCGGUCUCUGCCUCAAUACUCUGUCAGAAGACCCUGAAGUGCACCUAGGUCUUUUUUGAAAGUCUCUAAAUUCAGAAUCGUUUUUUAAUUUAAAGUUCUAAGAUAAUUGUUACUGCAAACAUUUCAUUUUAAAACGUUGAUGGACUGAUAUUUCUUGGAAGAAAAUGUAAAAUAUCAAACACUGGUUAUCACUUGUGAUAGGAAAGAGAAUAUUCAAUCUGUUGUUAUUUCUCGUUAGAAAUGUAAACCUUCAAUACCUGUCGUAGUUAAUGACACUACUUCAAAAUUACUGUGAGAGGAAAAUUGCUCAUGGAUGCUGUGCAUCAUUUCAGAUUUACAGUUGUUUUCACCCUAAAAUAGGGCAUCAGUUGAACUUUGGAGUUCUAAACAAAAUCCUGUAGGUUUUUAAAAUUCUGCCCCACGUGUUCAGACAAGCUCUCUAUUGCUGACAGCACCGACCUUCCGUGUCCAGUGUCCGGGGGUGGGCAGGUGACUUGUGCUUGAAGGAGGCCACAGCAGAUGUGUUUCUUCAUCCUGUCAUAUUGCUGCAUUUGUUAACAACGUUUGCGUAGAGAUGGUGGCAUACUGUACAUGUGCCUUAGAUGUGACAUGCUGCUUCUCGACCCCAGCUUUGUGUUCACUAUAAUUCCAGAAGGUGAUGGUUCAGCCAAACUUUUCUCUUGAUCACUAGACCUUUUGCCUCUUCGAGGGCCCUCAGACAGCCCUGUGCCUGCUGAGGAAGCCGGGCCCCCUCGUCGGCUUCUGGAGCCUCCACUGCUUCAUUAUCACAGGUUCCAAAUCUCUAGGCCCCAAAAGCGAGCCGCCCAGUCCACACGCAGGCAGGGACAGGGCAGGAGCCGCGCCUCUGCGUCCCCGGGCUGCGGGCACUCACACCACCCGCCGCGGGGCCCUCUGAGCAUUCCAGAGACUGCUACCCGGGGGCCGCCCAGGCUGAUCCACAGGCGUCCCGCGGCCCGCCCGUCUCGGGAAGGGUGGCCCGGGGGUCUGUGGUCCCAGCCUGUGCCUGUCCAGGCGGCAUUCCUCACCCCCGUUUACCUUCUCUCAAUGGUCCAACUGUGACAGAGCGGGGCCCUGCUCCUGUGCCCCCUGCUAUGCACCACGCUCCAUGGGUGCUCUUACCACUGAUGGGUGCUACACGUGACGGGUGCUUCUUAGGCAAAACCAAUGUGUGUGAACCGCCGCAUCUGUGCCACUCAUCCAAAAGACGCGCCCACGAUUGGCCAGCUGGGCCGCGCACCUCAGACUGCCUGCCUCCGGGCUCCCCGUGGCCACGCGGGGACGGCGGGGUGGUGCCCGGCGGCCCCCGUGUCUCUGGUGCUGCCCUCCGCCCUGGGUGUGCCUUUGCCCCAGUGCCUGCUGGAAGCACCUCCUGGCCACCACCGUCCCAGGCUUCCAUAAGUGACCUCAUGGGUUCCAAGCACCUGCCCUGCCCUUCGGCAGUUAAACGCUCGGUUGUCUGCGUCUCUUUUUCUUUCCCAUCCCGACCCCAGAAUUGCUUUGAGGGCGAAUCAGUGUCAUCGGUUCUGCCCAGUAAGGAGUCGUGUGUCCCCGCUCACAGAGGAGGGCCCUCCUGCCGGUGCUGUGGGACCACUGUUCCCUCCAAGUGCCCAGACCUCCUCCAGGCCUGGGCCCGGCUCUGCCCUGGAGACCCGGGGGAGGGAGGCUGCCCGGCAGGCCCCACCGGCCUCAGAUGGCUCUCCCGAGGCCAGGGGUUACCAACAGGAACGUCCUCCCCCUUCACGAGAAGUGUGGGCGAUGUUAACAAAUUCAGGGUAAGCAACGUCUCAGUCUGGUAAAAAAAAAUUCCUUCCCUCCCCUGGGUUGGAAUCCUGUGGGGGGCGGGCCGCUGGCGGCGCCCCAGAAGCAUCCGUCCCUUGGCGGGGGUACUUUUCCAGCAGCUCCUCCUGGUGGGAGACGCCAGGCCCCUGGCCGCCACCCAGGAGCCCAAGGGACCCAGCUUCACUGUCCCCCCGCGGGAGGCAGGGACGCGGCGGGAGCUUCAGGCCGUGGCUCGGUGACGGUUGGUGGUAGCGGGUCGCACGCCUCCCUGGUGCCCGCGGGCCCUCCCGCCACCAGGGCCGCAGCGACAAGCGACGGGUGUCGGACACAGCGCGUGUGUGCACUUUU
Messenger RNA from Physeter macrocephalus (sperm whale), 4734 nucleotides. It is a transcript of the gene TRAF3, whose product is annotated as TNF receptor associated factor 3. Lineage: Eukaryota; Metazoa; Chordata; Mammalia; Artiodactyla; Physeteridae. Gene Ontology annotation, molecular function: zinc ion binding; tumor necrosis factor receptor binding. Gene Ontology annotation, biological process: protein K63-linked ubiquitination; tumor necrosis factor-mediated signaling pathway; regulation of apoptotic process. The transcript has 12 exons. Bases 313 to 2031 code for a protein of 572 amino acids. The record is from RefSeq and is a predicted model, not a curated record.